Molecule: messenger RNA, 4558 nt
Organism: Epinephelus moara (kelp grouper)
Lineage: Eukaryota; Metazoa; Chordata; Actinopteri; Perciformes; Serranidae
Product: endophilin-A2-like
Exons: 9
Coding region: 178-1284 (368 amino acids)
Biological process (GO): synaptic vesicle uncoating
Cellular component (GO): glutamatergic synapse; presynapse; cytoplasm
Molecular function (GO): protein binding
Source: RefSeq, a predicted model, not a curated record
ACAUGAAGCUGCAGCCAGGAAAUUGUGGUUGCCUAGCAAGUUUUUACAUCCACGGUGCAAAGUUUGAAGACGUGUUGCUCGGCUGCUGUCUGAGCUCCAAACUACAAACUCUAAGCAAGUAUUAUUAAAACACUAUUUCCCCCGUCGAGGUCCAGGUGGCAACACUGACGGUGCAAGAUGUCCGUCGCGGGAAUUAAGAAGCAGUUUUACAAAGCGAGUCAGAUGGUGAGUGAGAAGGUUGGAGGUGCAGAGGGAACCAAACUGGAUGAAGACUUCAGGGAUCUUGAGAGGAAAGCAGAUGUUACCAGCAAAGCAGUGGUGGAAGUUAUCAACAAAACAUCAGAGUACCUCCAGCCCAACCCAGCAACGAGAGCUAAGCUUUCCAUGCUCAACACAGUGUCCAAAAUCCGUGGGCAGGUCAAGAGUCCGGGCUACCCCCAGCCUGAAGGCCUCCUAGGGGAGUGCAUGACAAAAUAUGGACGGGAUAUGGGCGAGGACACCAAUUUUGGUGGGGCUCUAAUAGACAUCGGGGAUACAAUGAAGAGGAUGGCCGAGGUCAAGGACUCUCUGGAUAUUGAUGUGAAGCAGAACUUUAUUGACCCACUGCAGGCAGUCGCUGAGAGGGAUAUCAAAGACAUUCAGCACCACCUGAAGAAGCUGGAGGGCCGCCGUCUUGACUAUGACUAUAAAAAGAAACGUCAAGGUAAAAUCCCAGAUGAGGAGAUCAGACAGGCCCUGGAGAAAUUCCACGAGUCCAAAGAGAUGGCUGAAGCCUCCAUGCACAACCUGCUGGAAACAGAUGUGGAGCAGGUGAGUCAGCUGAAUUCUUUGGUGGAGUCUCUGCUGCAGUACCACAGACAGGCCGCACAGGUCCUGACGGAGCUCUCUGAAAAACUGAGUGAAAGGAUGAUGGAGGCUCAGUCUCGUCCAAGACGUGAAUACACACCCAAACCCAGACCAGUCUUUGACUAUGGAGAUGCAGAAAACUCCAAUGGAGGAUACUCACCAGCUGCAUCAAGCCCUCCAGCUUACUCACCUGCCCGAGUGCAAUAUCAAGGUCCAUCCUUCCAAAGAACCUCCAUCAAGAGCAGACCGCCUGAGCCGUGCUGCAAAGCCCUGUAUGACUUCGAGCCGGAGAACGAAGGAGAGCUGGGUUUCCACGAGGGUGAUAUCAUCGCUUUGGUCAGUCGAAUCGAUGAGAACUGGUUCGAGGGAUCCAUUCGUGGCAAAUCUGGAUACUUCCCCAACAACUAUGUUGAAGUGGUGGUGCCUCUGCCACACUGAAAACAGCAAGGCAAGAGGGGAGGCAGCAGGGUGGAGAGGAUGAAACGGGGGAAUGGUAGUAGAUUAGCAGCUCUCAAUAACCAAAAGAUUAUUUUCUUGAUUGCAAUUAAAGGGUAAACAUCUCCAGACAAGGACCUAAUUUGUACCUAGGAGUUAUUUGAGUGAAGAGCUUUAUAUUAUUAUUAUUAUGUAAAGAUUGAAUGGGUUUUUAAAAACAGUAGUCAGAAUAAUGAAGGCGUAAUUAUUGGGUGCACUUACCAUAUCCCGAGUCUUUACAUUCACUCUCUAUGCACCUGUGCACUUUGUACACUACACCUCCAUCACCAGGACUAAUGAAGAGAAUCACGACAGGAUGACAUCUGUAACACACGUCAGCAGUAUCCACAAACACUAAGAAGUGCAACUACUUUAUUCAUAGAUUCUUAACCUAUUUUAUAUUUACAAAGUGGCAUUUCUUGUUCUGUGGAUUGUUCAUAUCGGUACUACACACAUGCAUGUACAUGCAUGCAUUCUGCUUAACACUGUUUUAUGCACUCCAAGUUUUCACUCCUGUGCCUUCAGGCUUUAGUGCUGUUCUCAUCGUGGACUAGUUGGAGUCAACAUGGAGGACUGGGCUCGAUGUUUGAGACUAUCCUCCACUGCCACCUGGUGGUCGUAGAGAUCACUCUUGGCUGUUGGUUUGAGUGGCACUGUCACACAGCCUCUGUUAUCUCGUACCAAAUCCACGUUGUGUGGCUUUUCUAUGUUGCAGGGUGUUUUUCUUUUAUUCCAGAUAUACAUCAAAACUUCAAUAACAGCUGGAGCCAGUCAGCAAGUGACAUUGACUGACUGAUGCAUUAAAGAGACAGUUCACCCCAGAAAAAUACAUGUUUUUUCUCUUACCUGUGGUGCUAUUUAUCAGUCUAGAUUGUUUUACUGUGAGUUGCCAGUUGUUGAAGAUACCAGCCGUAGAGAUGUCUCUCAAGAAAUCAUGACCUGGUUACUCAAGAUAAUCCACAGUCCUUGUUGUGAGCAGUUUCAUGUAGGAACUAUUUUCUUUCUACUCUGCUACACCUGCCAACCACAUCACUUUGCAGAAGGAAGUGUGCAUCUACUCAUGGACCAGAGGCUCGUGCUCGUGAUGUAAACAUUAAUGGUGUCCUCCUUGGCUGUAACAUCAGCUAGCUCAGUGGUGCUACGUCAGCUAGCAGUAGAUGCACGCUUCCUUCUGCGCCGUAGUACGGUUGGCGGGUGUAGAUCAAUAAAUAGAAAAUAGUUCCUACAUGAAACUGCUCACAACAAGGUCUGUGGAUUAUCUUGAGUAACCCGAGUUUCAGCUAUUAUAUUUGAGAGAAGGCAGACGAACCUACAGCCGAUAUCACCAACACUUCUCCACUUAGACCAAAACAGUAAAGAUUAAUAAAUAGCACCACGUGUAAGAGGUAAAAUAUGUAUUUCUGAUUUUGCGCUGAACUGAACCUUAAAUGUUUAUUCACUCUUACACCACUGCUAAUCAGACACAGCUUUACAAAUAUUAGCAGUUUAUUUAAGACCAAAAAAUGUCUUGUAGUUGAUUCUAAAAAGCUGGAAGGCAUCUAAAAAUGUGCUUUUUAUUACCUUUAUCACACUAAUAUUUGUGACAUUGUCGGUGGUUUUAUUCACCUACAACCUCUCCAGUGUUUCUAACUGCACUCCACUGUCUUCUCUUAGAAGAAAGGUUACACAGGCUCUCACACUGAUGCUGUUUGUCAUUAAAAGGAAACAUGUUGUACAGCCUCAUGUGCACAAUGCUGCAAAGUGAAAUGUUUCAAAUGAUUAAAUGUCAUGUUUUCCCUUUUAUUUACUAAAACUGACAUUGUGUUUCCAUUAGAGUGCAACCCACAGCGAUGUAACAUGACUCACCCCCGCCCCCAAAUAUUUUGCAGCGUAAUACCAAAGCCAUAAGCAUCCCUCAGUUUCUUUAUGUUCUCAGGCUGCGUUGAUACUGCUGGCAGUGUCCCUCACAAUGUUUUGUGGGCUUUUACCCAACUGUUUGUCUAUUAAUUGUCAGUCUGUGAUUUGUUUUCCCCCACGGUGCUUGGGUGAGCUUGGCUUUAGUACUCUAAGCUAUAAUUUGGAGCAUGGAAAUUAAUCUGAUGUGUAUUUGGGUGUGUUUGUACCUGCCUCAGUCUUCAGGCUGAAACUGUGCACCAGGCCUGACAGAAAAUGCUGCAUAACUAUCUCCAAACUAUUGUGCACAGAAUUUACUAAUAAUGAGGGAGGCACAAUGGCCGGUUUCAGUUUCAAUUAAGUCUUUUACAUGCUGACUAUGAACUGUGAGGGUUUGUGCUGUUCACUAAAAUACCAACUUUCUCCCCUUGUCGUGAUCCCCUUGUUAGUCCGCCUCCCGCCCUACUCAUCUAUCCCAUCUCUGUUUAAACCGGGAGCGGAACAGACAGGUCUUUUCAGCAGAGAAGGGCACACAGCAGUGGAUUAUCCUCCUCCUUCCCCCACUGGUCUUUAUUCACCACCUGCCCCUGUACCCCGACCCCCUUUCUCAUUAUCUGCCCCCAUCCCAAUCCCAUGGUGCCUCUGGAGUCUCCUGGUCCACUCCUGGAAUAAUCUCCUCAUUGUUAUCAUAGUAUGUGUGUCUUAAAAUGCUCUGUUUGCAUGUCUCCUAUGUUACUCAUGUUAUAGGGCCUGGGUAUUCUGCUGUGAGGAGCAGUAACUUUGCGGUUCAGGUGUGGGUUUACAUGCCUCAUUACACUAAAUCAAAAGAGAGUUUCAGAGGGGAGACGAGGGUCAGGGGUUCAGGUUGAGCUAUUAUGCAGCUUGUAUAAUAUUGACGAUGAAUAAUGUUGAGGAACAAAGGGCGAAGAUCAAUGUUUGUGUGCCGCUGCUGUCACAGCUGAAAUAGUUGUUAAACGCUGCAACUGACAUUUAUUGCAACACUACAUGCUGCGGUGGCUCGUGUUGCACCCACAACCAAUGAGUGUCUCAACUGAGCAAUAUUGAUGAAUGAAGUAUUAUCGGACUUUAAAGCUUUAUUUUAUUAUGCACAAUCUUAAUGGAGUUUCCUGUAUUAAAAUGUAACUGCUUUGCAUGUCUUGAGCUUCUGUGUCUUCCGCAAUGCCUUAUUUUUGUAACUGUGACACUGUGGGGAGACUAAAAGUGGGAUUAUCCUGGAUUAUCUUUAGGAUAUAUGGAUUACCUCUGUACUAAAUGUAAUCUUCUGUGUAUUGUAUAUUUUGUUACUGUGUAAAGGGGAAUGGAUGCUGUUCAUUCGCUUCUUCAAAUAAAUAUUGAGUAAUUUGGU